Molecule: messenger RNA, 723 nt
Organism: Trichechus manatus latirostris (Florida manatee)
Lineage: Eukaryota; Metazoa; Chordata; Mammalia; Sirenia; Trichechidae
Gene: IL34
Product: interleukin 34
Exons: 6
Coding region: 1-723 (240 amino acids)
Biological process (GO): positive regulation of monocyte differentiation; positive regulation of protein phosphorylation; positive regulation of macrophage differentiation
Molecular function (GO): macrophage colony-stimulating factor receptor binding
Source: RefSeq, a predicted model, not a curated record
AUGCCCCGGGGACACGCUUGGCUGAACUAUAUCGGCAUCCUCCUUGGCAUGGCCUUGGGGAACGAGGGCUUGGAGGUGUGGCCGUUGACCCAGGGUGAGGAGUGCACCUUCACGGGCUACCUGCGGGACAAGCUGCAGUACAAGAACCGGCUGCAGUACAUGAAAUACAACUUCCCCAUCAACUACAGGAUCAGCGUGCCUUACGAGGGGGUGCUCCGAGUCGCCAACAUCACCAGGCUGCAGAGGGCCCGGGUGAGUGAGCAGGAGCUGCGGUACCUGUGGGUCUUGGUGAGUCUCAAUGCCAUCGAGUUGGUGCAGGACGUGCUGCUCAAAGACCACCCAUCCUGGAAGUACCUGGAUGAGGUCGAGACGCUGCUGGUCACUGUCCAGCAAGGCCUUAUGGAUGUGGAGGCCAGCCCUGAGGUGGAGGCAGUGCUGUCCCUCCUGAGUGCCCCGGGGCUGAAGCUGGUGCGGCCCAAAGCCCUGCUGGACAACUGCUUCCGGGUCAUGAACCUGCUGUACUGCUCUUGCUGUAAGCAAAGCUCCCUCCAAAUCUGGCAGGACUGUGAGGUGCCAAGCCCUCAGCCCCGUGGUCUACAGCCCCCGUCACAGUGUGCAGCCGCUCGGCUGUACCCUCCGCCCCAGCAACCCCCCACCUCCCUGCCGGGCUUCCCGGGCGCAGUGGAGCAGGUGAGGGCGCAGGAUGAAGGCCUCCUGCCCUGA